Adelges cooleyi (spruce gall adelgid) is the source of this 1238-nucleotide messenger RNA. Its product is annotated as cathepsin B-like. Bases 116 to 1135 code for a protein of 339 amino acids. Gene Ontology annotation, cellular component: lysosome. The record is from RefSeq and is a predicted model, not a curated record. Gene Ontology annotation, biological process: regulation of catalytic activity. The transcript is spliced from 6 exons. NCBI's taxonomy places the organism in Eukaryota, Metazoa, Arthropoda, Insecta, Hemiptera, Adelgidae. Gene Ontology annotation, molecular function: cysteine-type endopeptidase activity.
GUUGAGCUCAAUGUACGUUUGACUGCCUACCUACACCGAAAAUUAUAGUUUUUAGGGGUUAUAUUUUUUAUUGAUACAUUUUACAUUUCUACUUUUAGUAUACCUACUUGCAACGAUGGCUAGACUUUUAAUGUUAUCGUCUGUGAUUUUGCUUAGUGCUUACGUAACGGAACAGGUGCAUUUUCUUCAACCGGAGUACAUCAAUAAACUAAAUGAAGAAAUAUCGACAUGGGAGGCAGGAGAAAAUUUUCCUCCCGAUACUCCUAUAGAAUAUUUAAAAGGGUUAUGUGGAUCUCACGGCGUAGAAGCUGCAGCGAAAGGUCCAUUCAAGACCAAAGAUUCCAACUACAAUUCCUUAUUCCACAUUCCCGAAACUUUUGACGCCAGAAAAAAAUGGAAGCGUUGUAAAACCAUCGGCGUGAUUCGCGACCAAGGAAAUUGUGGUUCAUGUUGGGCUUUUGGCACUAGUGGUGCAUUUUCCGAUCGGCUGUGCAUUGCCACAGACGGUGAAUUCAACGAACUGUUGUCGGCCGAAGAACUGGCGUUCUGCUGUGAUUCAUGUGGCGAAGGGUGUCUCGGGGGAGAUCCUAUUAGUGCGUGGCAGUACUUCAGUACAAACGGUAUCGUCACCGGUGGUGGCUAUGACAGUAAUCAGGGAUGCCUGCCAUAUUAUGUCCCACCUUGUCGUCUUCACGGUGUUUCGGCGGAACAAGAAGGUGCUUGUCGCAGCCAACCGAUGGAGAGAAACCACAGGUGCGUUAAAAAGUGUUACGGAAACACAAGAAUCGAUUACAAAGAAAACCACAGAUAUACCAGCGACGCGUACUACCUUCUACCAGACAACAUUCAAGAAGACGUUUUGGCUUACGGUCCGGUAGAAGCGUCUUUUUUUGUCUACGACGAUUUCGUCAAUUACAAAUCGGGUGUCUAUGAAAAAUCAGAAAAUGCUUCGUGCUUGGGAGGUCAUGCCGUGAAAUUGAUUGGAUGGGGCGUGGAGAAAGGAAUUCCAUACUGGCUGUGUGUAAACUCGUGGAAUGAAAACUGGGGAUAUCAGGGAACGUUCAAGAUCCGAAGAGGCACAAACGAAUGUGGAAUCGACUACUCGAUGACAGCCGGUGUGCCCGUUAUUGACUAAAAAAUUACCGAUGUGCAUAUAAUAUUAUUUGUGUUGUAUGAUAAAUAACUUAAUAAAUAAAUAAUAUGGAAAAUAGUUUCAAUAAUAAAUGACAGCACUUAAA